Messenger RNA from Glarea lozoyensis ATCC 20868, 588 nucleotides. RefSeq lists its product as uncharacterized. The transcript is spliced from 2 exons. NCBI's taxonomy places the organism in Eukaryota, Fungi, Ascomycota, Leotiomycetes, Helotiales, Helotiaceae. The record is from RefSeq and is a predicted model, not a curated record. Bases 1 to 588 code for a protein of 195 amino acids.
AUGAAGCUCUUCACCCUCACCCUCGUCUUCACUCUCACCCUCUUCACCUACGCUCAAGACAUCCGCUCCCUCCCUCAAUGCGCACAAGGUCCAGUACUAGACGCCAUAUCCGCCUCCGGCUGUCCCCUCACAGACAUAAAAUGCAUCUGCGCAAACAAAGAAUUCAUCGCCGGUCUCCUCGAGAAGAUUCCCAAGGUCUGCACUUCAGCGGAAGUAGAUCGUAUGCCCAUCCUUUCUCAUCCAUCUCCCCCAUCUAUCCCUUCUGCUCUGAGUGAUGUUGAUAAAUGUGUAGCGACUGUUGAUUUCGCGAAUAAACUCUGCGCAGCAGCAGGCGUGACGUUGAAUCUGGUUAAUCCGCUUGCGUCGUCUACGACGUCUGCUGUUUCAUCGACGAGCUCUAGUGCAGUGGCUACAACUUCGUCGGUGGGGAAUAGUACUAUUACUUCUGCUGCGACGCCGAAUUCGGCAUCAACUACGAGUGCGGCGCCGGCAACGUCGAGUUCGGCGGCUGCAGCUGGGAGAGUUGAGGGGUUUGCUAUGAGAGUGGUUGGUGGUGGGUUGGCGAUGGCGGUUGGGUUGGUGUUGUAG